CUAUUAUCGUAUACAACAAUAGCAGCUAGCUUUUGAAAAGUUAUUAAAUACCCAAGCUUCUAGCAAUAAUUUUUUUUUUUCAUGCAUACAAUUUGAGUCUCUCCCCUUCUCUCAUUUUCAUCACCUUCUUUUCCAUUGCUGUUUGCUUGCCUGUGUGUUUUUGUGGAGACAAUGUUUCCCAGUAGCUUGCUUUGUUCCAUGCGUCGACCAAACUUCUCAAGGAAGAAGAAAGGCAACCGGGAUAGCCUGGAAACUGAAGCCAAAGACCUUGACUUUUGGUAUUCCGUUACGUUUAACAGAGAUCCGUCUCAGAAUCAGUCGCCGUCAAGAUUCUGUUUAAGAUCUGAUAAUUCUCACGUUUCCAGACACGGAGCAACGGUGAAGGCAAAGAAGAAAGGAGAAAUGGCGAGCAAAGUAUCGAACUUUUCGGAUCUGAUACAACGAGUUGCAGCUUCUUGUUUGUUGCACCCGCUCGCCGCCGGUAGACGAGAGUACGGCGACGUAGACGACGUGACUCACGCCGUCAUUGAGGAGGACCCGGAUGAAGAAGAAUAUUACGAGUAUAAUAAUUCGAGUGAGGAUGAAGAGAAAGAAAAUGGAGUUAAAGACGUGGAAAAGUCGAGGAGAAUAGGGGGGUUUUGGAACAAUGGAGAGAAAAUGAAGGAAAUGGUGAUGUUAAUGGAGGAGGUUUUCGAUGCGGUGGCGGAAAUGAAGAAGGCUUACGUCAGGUUACAGGAGGCACAUUGUCCGUGGGACCCGGAGAGGAUGAGGGCGGCUGAUGUGGCGGUGGUGGGGGAGUUGAGGAGGCUUGGGGUAUUGAGGGAAAGGUUUAGACGAGGGACACAUGGUAGUGGUAGUGGUGCUGGGAAAAGACACGUGUCUAUGCUGAGGGAAGUGGUGGCGCCGUAUGAGGCGGCGAUGGAGGAGUUGAAGAAGGAAGUGAAGGUUAAGGCGGUGGAGAUUGAGAACUUGAAAGAGAAGCUGAAUACUGUUACUUGCCUUUCCAAUGGUGGAAAGAGAGGACGGGGUCUUUCCAGGAGGAAAGUCAGCUGCAGUCAAGUACUUACAGCUGCACCAGCACCAGAGCUGUUUGAGGCCACAAUGAGUCAGGUGAAGGAGGCAUCAAAGUCCUUCACAUGUCUCCUCCUUUCCCUCAUGCGUGAGGCUCGCUGGGAUAUCGCCGCCGCAGUCCGAUCUAUUGAAGCCGCCACCGCCACUCCUGAUAACUCAACCUAUACCACCAUGAUCACUCCCUCUGUCAUCGCAAAUCACCAUGCCAAGUAUGCGCUUGAGUCAUAUGUUUCACGCAAAAUUUUUCAAGGCUUCGACCACGAGACAUUCUACAUGGAUGGUAGCCUCUCUUCCCUGCUUAAUCCGGAUCAGUACCGUCGGGAGUGCUUCACUCAAUACCGUGACAUGAAGGCAAUGGACCCGGUUGAACUUCUUGGAAUCUUGCCUACUUGCCAUUUUGGCAAGUUCUGCUCCAAGAAGUACCUUGCCAUUGUUCAUCCUAAGAUGGAAGAAUCCUUGUUAGGAGACCUGGAGCAGCGCAGCCAAGUAAUGGCUGGAAAUCAUCCUAGGAGUCAGUUUUAUGGGGAGUUCUUGGGGCUGGCCAAGGCAAUUUGGUUGCUUCAUUUGCUCGCAUUCUCGCUUGACCCAUCACCAAGUCAGUUUGAGGCGAGUAGGGGAGCAGAGUUUCAUCCACAUUAUAUGGAAAGCGUGGUCAAAAUUGCAGGUGGGCGGGUGCCUGCAGGUCAGAUCGUGGGAUUCCCAGUUAGCCCUGGGUUCAAGCUAGGAAAUGGAUCUGUUGUCAAGGCAAGGGUUUACCUUGUGGCUAGGACUUGAAGUAAUUAUGGUCAGACUUCUUGUAUCUGCUUGGACAGGUUUUAGGAUUUACACUUGUUGCUAUUCGGUUUACCUUGCUGUUGCUGUUUAUGGACAACACUUGGGAGGAACUUCUGGAAUAUUAUUAUUAGACUACUGAUGUUAGGAUUAUUAGAUCAUUACUCUUGAGCUGCAUGUUACCUGAGCAUUUGCUCUUUAAGAGUUUGGAUUGAACUUCAUAGA
Molecule: messenger RNA, 2067 nt
Organism: Durio zibethinus
Lineage: Eukaryota; Viridiplantae; Streptophyta; Magnoliopsida; Malvales; Malvaceae
Product: protein GRAVITROPIC IN THE LIGHT 1-like
Biological process (GO): response to red or far red light; negative gravitropism
Source: RefSeq, a predicted model, not a curated record